GGGGAGGGGGGGCGGUGGGAUGGGGGGGGGGGGCGCGAGGACGCGGACGGGGACGGGGACUAGGGGAAACUCGCAUUCCUACAGAAGGCAGGCCAACAGCGCCUGCCGGAGUCCCAGCCGGUUGCUAAGAGGGUUAACACAGUCUCCGGCUCCUCUUUGGGGAGAGACAACCCCGCGGCCGGCUUAUUGGGCAGGAGCUGCAGAGAGACAGGGGUCUACAGCAAAUCACGAGCUAAUUGAUUAAGGCGAGCGGGUUUGAAUAGCGCUGGCCCGUUGCCAAUCGCCUUUCAAAGAGCCCCUCUAUGAUUAAUCGCAAUGCAUUAUUGAUAAUCAUAAUUAUAGCAGGACACAUGCGCGCUGCGCUGAGGGCCGGGGAGUCGGGGAGGGGGGCGGGCAGGCGGGAGGGGGGAGCCACCGCUGCCGCUCGAUUUCCGUAAUUUUGAGAAGAUUUUUUUUUAGUAAUUUUUUAUUCUGCCCCAGCCGAUGUUUGAGCCAGCAUGUCGCGGAGAAAGCAAGCGAAGCCUCAACAUUUCCAAUCCGACCCCGUUCUGGCCUCGCUCCCCCAGCGAGAUGGAGACAUGGAGAAGGGUCAAACAAAUCGAACCACUAAGAACAAGGAUGCCCAUGUCUGUGGCAGGUGCUGUGCCGAGUUCUUUGAAUUAUCAGAUCUCCUGCAACACAAGAAGAGCUGCACUAAAAAUCAAUUAGUUUUAAUUGUGAAUGAAAAUCCACCUUCCCCUCCUGAAACCUUUUCCCCCAGCCCGCCCUCCGAUAAUCCUGAUGAACAAAUGAAUGACGCAGUUAAUAACACCGAUCAAGUAGACUGCAGUGACCUUUCAGCACCCAGCAAACUUGACAGGGAAGAGUCCAUGGAAAUGCAGGCCUCUGGCACGAACAGAAGCAGCAGUGGUCCCAACAGCAUCGACAGUCGAAUUAUUCCAAGCAGCCACAGCUCUUCCAUGGGUACCUCAGCUAUUACAACCUCUCUACCUCAGCUAGGGGAUUUGACGACACUGGGCAACUUUUCCGUGAUCAACAGUAAUGUCAUCAUAGAAAACCUCCAGAGCACGAAGGUGGCAGUGGCCCAGUUCUCCCAGGAAGCAAGGUGCAAUGGGGCGUCCAGUGGUAAGCUGGCCAUCCCAGCCCUCAUGGAACAGCUCUUGGCUUUGCAACAGCAGCAGAUCCACCAGUUGCAACUGAUAGAGCAAAUCCGUCACCAAAUACUGCUGUUGGCUUCCCAAAAUGCAGAUAGGCCAACAUCUUCUAGUCCUUCUCAAGGUACUUUACGAACAUCUGCCAACCCCUUGUCCACGCUAAGCUCCCAUUUAUCCCAGCAGCUGGCAGCAGCAGCUGGAUUAGCACAGAGCCUUGCUAGUCAAUCUGCCAGCAUCAGUGGUGUGAAACAGCUACCCCCAAUACAGCUACCUCAGAGCAGUCCUGGCAACACGAUCAUCCCAUCCAGCAGUGGCUCUCCUCCAAAUCUUAACAUAUUGGCAGCAGCAGUUACAACUCCGUCCUCAGAAAAAGUGGUUUCAAGUGCUGGUGGCUCCCAGGUUAGCAACCCACCAGUAUCAGCAUCCUCACCAGCUUUUGCAAUAAGCAGUUUAUUAAGUCCUGCAUCUAAUCCACUUCUACCUCAGCCUGCCCCUGGUAACUCUGUUUUCCCCGGACCCUUGCCCAAUAUUGGAACAACUGCAGAGGAUUUAAACUCUCUGUCAGCCUUGGCCCAGCAAAGAAAAAGCAAGCCACCAAACGUAACUGCCUUUGAGGCGAAAAGUACUUCUGACGAGGCAUUCUUCAAACACAAGUGUAAAUUCUGUGCUAAAGUCUUUGGAAGUGACAGUGCCUUGCAGAUCCACUUGCGUUCUCAUACUGGUGAAAGGCCAUUCAAAUGCAACAUCUGUGGGAACAGAUUUUCCACAAAGGGAAAUUUAAAAGUCCACUUUCAGCGCCACAAAGAGAAAUAUCCCCACAUCCAGAUGAACCCCUACCCUGUGCCUGAGCACUUGGAUAAUAUCCCUACAAGUACAGGUAUCCCAUAUGGGAUGUCCAUCCCACCUGAGAAACCUGUUACCAGCUGGCUAGACACCAAGCCAGUCCUGCCCACACUGACCACUUCAGUUGGCUUGCCGCUUCCUCCAACAAUCCCCAGUCUGACCCCUUUCAUCAAGACUGAAGAACCAGCCCCAAUACCCAUAAGUCAUUCUGCCACCAGCCCACCAUGUUCAGUUAAAAGUGAUUCAGGAGUGGUUGAAAUAGCCCCAAGGAGCUCCAGUGGGCUACUUGAAGAAGCAGAGGGGUCCACUUUGCCACCAUCUAACAGUAAGAUAGAUGAAGGCACCCCUGUAUCCAACUCACUCACAAACACUAACAAUUCCAUGAGCUCCCCAGCUGCAGACUCCAGUUCUGGCAAUGUAGCCACUUUUACCAACCCUCUGAUGCCUCUUAUGUCAGAACAGUUCAAGGCAAAGUUCCCUUUUGGAGGGUUGUUGGACUCAGCACAAGCUUCAGAGACAUCAAAACUACAGCAACUGGUAGAAAAUAUUGACAAAAAGGCAACAGACCCCAAUGAGUGUAUCAUUUGCCAUCGAGUUCUAAGUUGCCAGAGUGCACUGAAGAUGCAUUAUCGGACCCAUACUGGGGAGAGACCAUUUAAAUGUAAAAUCUGUGGUAGGGCUUUCACCACAAAAGGGAAUCUUAAAACUCACUAUAGUGUCCACCGUGCCAUGCCCCCACUCAGAGUCCAACAUUCCUGCCCCAUCUGCCAGAAGAAAUUCACUAAUGCUGUGGUACUUCAGCAGCAUAUCAGAAUGCAUAUGGGGGGCCAGAUUCCUAAUACCCCAAUUACUGAAAACUAUCCUGAGUCAAUGGAAUCAGACACAGGUUCUUUUGAUGAGAAGAACUUCGAUGACCUAGACAACUUCUCAGAUGAAAACAUGGAAGACUGCCCUGAUAGCAGUGUGCCUGAUACACCCAAGUCUGCUGAUGCAUCACAAGAUAGCUUGUCUUCUUCCCCUCUGCCCCUAGAAAUGUCAAGUAUUGCUGCUUUGGAAAAUCAGAUGAAGAUGAUCAAUGCUGGAUUAGCUGAGCAGCUUCAGGCUAGCCUCAAGUCAGUUGAGAAUGGGUCUGUAGAGGGAGAUGUAAUGACAAAUGACUCUUCCUCAGUUGGAGGUGAUAUGGAGAGCCAAAGUGCUGGAAGUCCUGCUAUUUCAGAGUCUACCUCUUCCAUGCAGGCUCUAUCCCCAUCCAAUAGCACCCAUGAUUACCACAAGUCACCAAGUAUUGAGGAGAAGCAGCAAAGAGCAUUGCCGAGUGAGUUUGCCAAUGGUUUAUCUCCCACCCCUGUGAAUGGUGGGGCUUUGGAUUUGACAUCUGGUCAUACAGAUAAAAUUAUUAAAGAAGAUUCCUUGGGCAUACUCUUCCCUUUCAGAGACCGGGGUAAAUUUAAAAACACCGCAUGUGACAUUUGUGGCAAAACAUUUGCUUGUCAGAGUGCCUUGGACAUUCAUUACAGAAGUCAUACCAAAGAGAGACCAUUUAUUUGCACAGUUUGCAAUCGUGGGUUUUCCACAAAGGGUAAUUUGAAGCAGCAUAUGUUGACACAUCAGAUGCGAGAUCUACCAUCACAGCUCUUCGAACCUAAUUCCAACCUUGGCCCCAAUCAGAACUCUGCAGUUAUCCCCACCAAUUCAUUGUCAUCACUCAUAAAAACAGAAGUAAAUGGUUUUGUGCAUGGUUCUUCUCAGGACAGUAAAGAUAAUUCCUCAAGCCUGGUCCCAUCAGGGCCUCUAUCUUCAUCUGCCACAUCUCCAGUUCUGCUCCCAGCCCUUCCUAGGAGAACUCCCAAACAGCAUUAUUGCAACACAUGUGGAAAGACCUUCUCUUCCUCCAGUGCUCUGCAGAUCCAUGAAAGAACACACACUGGAGAGAAGCCCUUUGCCUGCACAAUUUGUGGGAGAGCUUUCACAACAAAAGGCAAUCUUAAGGUACACAUGGGCACUCACAUGUGGAACAGUACCCCAGCCAGAAGAGGCAGGCGACUUUCUGUGGAUGGUCCCAUGACAUUUCUGGGAGGCAAUCCUGUAAAAUUCCCAGAAAUGUUCCAGAAAGAUUUGGCUGCAAGGUCAGGAAAUGGAGAUCCUUCCAGUUUUUGGAAUCAGUAUGCAGCUGCACUCUCCAAUGGUUUGGCCAUGAAGACCAACGAGAUCUCAGUCAUUCAGAAUGGUGGCAUCCCUCCAAUUCCUGGAAGCCUUGGCAAUGGCAGUAGCUCACCUAUUAGUGGGUUGACGGGAAGUUUGGAGAAGCUCCAGAACUCUGAACCUAAUGCUCCUCUAGCUGGUCUGGAGAAAAUGGCAGGCAGUGAAAAUGGAAAUAACUUCCGUUUUACCAGAUUUGUGGAGGACAACAAAGAGAUCGCAACAAGUUAAAGAGAAUCAACCUUAUAAAUAACAUUCCUGCUAAGAAGGCAACCUACAAUUGCUUUCUUGUUGUCUCCUCUCCCUUCCUUCCCCUGCCUACUUCCCUUGCCCAGAUCUAUGAACAACAACAUUAUUGACAUUUUUUGUACCAUGUUCAACUUCUAGAGUUCUAAGAGAGCUUAUUUAUUAGUGAUAUAACCUUGCUUUGCAAAAAAAAAAAAAUGCAAGCAUUAACUUUGGUCUUCUGUAUUUUGAACUAAAUACUAAUUGACUAGAGUGCUGUAAACUUGCUGUAACAUUUAUGGCAAUUGCAAGUUGUUCUGAUAGAUGACCUUAUUCUGGCAUUAACUUAUUUUCUAUAUCCAGUUUAACAUGAACUCUGGUGUUGAUGCAAUGCCUCAGUGAUGCAUUAGAUCUCUAAUAAAGUCUGUAUAUAAAUGUACACUUUGAUCCUGCUGGAAAAUUUUAUCAGCAAACACAUUGUUUAAUCUUCCAAAACAGAUCUAAGGAAAGGACUGAAAAAAAGCCCAACAGUACAGACUGAACAGAGUGGUUUUUUGCAAAAGGUUCAAUUUUUGAUUUUUAUUAUAAAAUUAAAACUGCUUUAAUUUUGGGGGUAGAUUUAACACUUUCCGUUUUGAACUGUUAUUUGUAUUGUGCUUUUUACUUGAGUCGUCUUAAAUGUUUAAUAAGUUUCUGUACAGUAAUAAGCACGCAGAUUAUUAGAGAAGAUACAAAAGUGUUGUUUUGGUAGUUGAAACUGAGACAUAACAUUUUGCCUUGUAGGUAUAUUCAUUAUAGAAAAUGUGCUGGAAUUUCACAAUGCUGCUAAGUAUAGCAUCUUGAACAACCUUCCGUGGAAAAAUUGUAGAUGCUCCUGUAUAUACAAUAAGAAAUAUCACUUUCAUUAAAAUGUACAUAUGUUCCUUACAA
Molecule: messenger RNA, 5351 nt
Organism: Antechinus flavipes (yellow-footed antechinus)
Lineage: Eukaryota; Metazoa; Chordata; Mammalia; Dasyuromorphia; Dasyuridae
Gene: SALL1
Product: spalt like transcription factor 1
Exons: 3
Coding region: 498-4427 (1309 amino acids)
Biological process (GO): regulation of transcription by RNA polymerase II
Cellular component (GO): nucleus
Molecular function (GO): RNA polymerase II cis-regulatory region sequence-specific DNA binding; DNA-binding transcription factor activity, RNA polymerase II-specific
Source: RefSeq, a predicted model, not a curated record